Molecule: messenger RNA, 576 nt
Organism: Glycine soja
Lineage: Eukaryota; Viridiplantae; Streptophyta; Magnoliopsida; Fabales; Fabaceae
Product: alcohol dehydrogenase-like 6
Exons: 5
Coding region: 1-576 (191 amino acids)
Biological process (GO): formaldehyde catabolic process
Cellular component (GO): cytosol
Molecular function (GO): S-(hydroxymethyl)glutathione dehydrogenase [NAD(P)+] activity; zinc ion binding
Source: RefSeq, a predicted model, not a curated record
AUGCAAGGUGCUUUUUUGCAGGCCAUAUUUCCUCGCAUAUUUGGCCACGAAGCAUCAGGGAUUGUUGAGAGUGUGGGACAGGGAGUGACUGAAUUCAAAGAGGAGGACCAUGUGCUAAUAGUAUUCAUUGGAGAAUGUAUGUCAUGCAGGCAGUGCACAUCUGGAAAAAGCAACACUUGUGAAAUUUUGGGAUUGGAAAGGAGGGGUUUAAUUCAUAGUGAUCAGAAGACACGCUUCUCAUUAAAAGGGAAGCUUGUUUACAAUUAUUGUGCAGUUUCAAGUUUCAGUGAAUAUACAGUAGUCCAUUCUGGAUGUGUUGUGAAAGUUAGCCCCCUUGCACCUCUUGAGAAAAUAUGUCUUCUGAGCUGUGGGGUUGUUGCAGAACUUGGUCCUUACAUUAAAGAGCUCUCAAAAGCAGGAGGUGCCAUACAGGAGUUUGUUAACCCGAAAUAUAAGAUGCCAGCAAAACUUCAUUUAAGUCCUCAACUCGACUUGAAUAUGAUGGAAAUGUGGCUUGCUUAUGCACCCGUGAAGAAUAAUGCUGAGGAUGCUGCUAAGGUACAACAUAAAUUCUAA